This is a messenger RNA of Salvia miltiorrhiza (redroot sage), 942 nucleotides long. RefSeq lists its product as uncharacterized. Bases 1 to 942 code for a protein of 313 amino acids. Gene Ontology annotation, molecular function: nucleic acid binding; RNA-DNA hybrid ribonuclease activity. The record is from RefSeq and is a predicted model, not a curated record. NCBI's taxonomy places the organism in Eukaryota, Viridiplantae, Streptophyta, Magnoliopsida, Lamiales, Lamiaceae. The transcript has 2 exons.
AUGGGCACUUAUCGCUUGAUCGGGACUUGGGUGUUGAGCUGCUAUUUUAGCAGAUUUCUAUAUACGGCUGGAAGCUCGAGGAUCUGUUCGGAACCUCAUUCGGAGUCCAGCUUUAUGGCCGAUGCUUUGAUGGUUCUGAUGGGUGAGUUGGAUGUGAUAGCAGCUCUUUACAUGCUGCGAGGGAAUGGUAACGAUCGCGCCGAGCUCCUCAAGACAUCUGUCGAACAGCUGGCUCGCAAUAUUCACAUGUUGGUGGCUGCCUGGGGUUACUCGUUUAGUUCCCAACUUGCUUGUUUCUGGAAGGCUGGUAUUAUUUCUCUUAUUUGGAGCAUUUGGACGCAGCGUAACAAUUGUAUCUUUGAUGACGACAAAUUUGAGGCUAAAAAGAUUUUUCACUCGAUUAAGGUGACUUUUCGGGAAAUGGAGGAGAAUUUUAAAUUAGGUGCUAUGGCAAACACUUGGGAGGAUCUCUCGAUCCUUAAAAAGAUUGGGAUAAAAGGUCGUGCUGCUAUUCCGCCGGACUUUAUAAAUGUUUACUGGUGGCCUCCUUCUAACCAUUGGAUCAAGGUUAAUACGGACGGCUCUGCGUUGGGGGCGCCGGGAAAGAUUGCUGCUGGAGGAGUCUUUCGUGAUAAUCAUAGUACGGUGCGUGGUUGCUUUCAUAAAAAAAGAGGGAUUGGCUAUGCGUUCGAGGCGGAACUUCUUGCGGUAAUAACCGCUAUUCAAUAUGCUAAUGACCGCAAUUGGUUUUAUCUUUGGUUGGAGUCAGACUCUACUUAUAUUGUUCGCCUUAUCCAAGAUCGUUCUUUACUUGUUCCUUGGCGUUUCAUGGCCUCGUGGAAAAGGAUUCUUGUGCUUCUCGAUAAAUUCCAUCUUUAUGUUUCUCAUAUAUAUCGGGAAGGCAACAAGGUGGCGGACAUCCUGGCUGCGGAUACUAGGUAG